GCAGGCAGAAGUCCUGAAGGCUGACAUGACAGGAGAGAACACGCACGUGUGAGCCAGCAGGAAAGGGGCAGUGAGAGAAGAAGAGAGAGAAUCUUAAGCAGGCUCUGUGCUGACAGCUCCCCCAGUGUGGGGCUUGAACCCAUGAACCAUGAGAUCAUGACCUGAGCUGAAAUCAAGACACUUGACCAACUGAGCCAUCCAGGCGCCCCCGAACUUUGAAUUCUUACUUAGAUGGUUAAGAAUUUUAUAUAAUCUGUGCUACAUUGUAUUGAAUAUUACCUAAUUUAAUGCAUAUAACCAUUUAAUUUUUAUGAACUAUUUGUCAUCAAUUUAAGACAUAGAAGAAAGAAUUCAUAUACCAUAUAAAUAAAAAUACCUUAUGGUAUUAAGUUCAUGUCUUCCUGUUGAUAAUUCUCCAAACUUGAAUAGUAAGUAAACCUUGAGAAAAAAUAUUUGUAGGAAAACUGUACUAAAAGUCCUUGAAAUUGAGUGAACUGCCUUGCCACCUUUCUUUUCUCCCUUUUUUUGUUUUGAAUAGCCAGGGUAUUUUUUUUUUUUUAAUUUUUUUUUUAACGUUUAUUUAUUUUUGAGACAGAGAGAGACAGAGCAUGAACGGGGGAGGGUCAUAGAGAGAGGGAGACACAGAAUCGGAAACAGGCUCCAGGCUCUGAGCCAUCAGCCCAGAGCCUGACGCGGGGCUCGAAUUCACGGACUGCGAGAUCGUGACCUGAGCCGAAGUCGGACGCUUAACCGACUGAGCCACCCAGGCACCCCUAGCCAGGGUAUUUUUAAAAGAAGAACUGAAAGUCCCUAGAAGGAGCAGAUGAUUUUAACUCCAAAAUUAGGAAAUAUAUGGCACUAUGUAGUGAUCAGUAUGCUCUCUAUAGCAGCAUAUGCUGUUCUAAAGUAUAAAAAGAGAUAAUGUGAUAAUGAAUCUCAUUCUAAUUUUUGAGGACUUUAGUUCUGCAGUGAAAUCCACAAAGAGUUAAACUGCUAACAACCAGCAUUCUGGCCAGAAUUUACAAUCAAGAGGAAAUUAAGACUCUUUAGAUGUCUUUUUCUCAACAUUGCAGGCCAGUGUUAAUGUUGAUGCUAAUGUUUUAAGAAUGUGGUAAUAUCAUUGUCAUCUUAAGAAGAUAAAAAGAAAAAUUCUAAAAACACUUUUUACGGGUAUACUUAGUAUAGCACCUCAGUUCUUGCCCAUUAUUAACAUAACUGUCGUCAUCUUCCUUACUACGGAUAUUGGUGUCAGCUCUGAGGCACUAUAUUAUGCUUUUGUCAUGGUAGACAUAAUCUCCAUUAUGUGACCAAAAUUGUGCAUGGAGUGAUGUUAGGCUGACUAUACCUUUUACUUUUUCUUAAGUAUUGAAUACCCUCAGGAAGUAGGCUUAGGGUUUGGCUUUUAUAGGGGACAUUUGGCUGCCUAGAAACAUUAAGAUAUGAAGUAAUUUAAAUGGUAGUCUGUCUGAUAAAACAGAGUUAGUGAUCCCUUAUAAUCCUUUCCUUGCCAUCGAUGAAUUGAAACAAGACUGAAUAAAUCUAUAAAUCUAUUUAGCCCUAAAACCUAAUAAGGGACCAAGAAGCUGAUACUGCAUCUUGUUUUGUUUUGUUUUGUUUUGUUUUGUUUUGUUUUGUUUUUAGUCACAAACUCUUGUGAGGAUUAACUCAGGAGAUUUUAUUUGCAGACCUAGAGAAGAGUGAAGAUUAUGCCAUUGUGUCCCAGUAAAAUAUCAAAUGUAAUCAGAAGCCUAAUUGAAAAGUCUUUUAUUAAGUUCUUCUAUUGGGGCAGAUCACUGUCAGUUAUUGCACUCAUAAGCCUAGUAAUCGGAAAGGCUAAUGUGUCUUUCAGGACUCUGGCAGACAGUACGGCCCCAACUGAGUAUUACAUUUUGUCAUAGCCUGACUUCCUGAUUUCAUCUUUCACCCAAUCUCUCAUUUGGCCUCUUGAGCAGCUUAAUCAUCAUGUGCCGCAAAUUCUUAUUUAUGUUAAAUGGCAAGUAUGGAUUGCUCACAAAAGUUUCUUGGCAAGCAAUUUAUCAAUCAUUAAAAUAACCCUUACUGUUAUGGCUUUAUCGGGUUGACAUUAUAUAGAGUAGGAAUAACAGCAGAAUGCGCAAACAGCUGCUGGAUUGUGAACAGACGUGAAGAUUCUGUAAGGACAGUUGAAAAUGAUUCGGAAUAAAAAGAAAAAAGCUGCUCUGGACAGAGAUACACUUAUGAGAGUAAACAGACCAUCUUGGCAGUUCAUCAUUUCAAAUGGGGGGACUUUUGUGGCAUAUGGCUUCCUGUGAUAUGAAUACAUAGAAAUCCAAACUAAAGCAAAGGGUGCACCAUUCGGGUUUUUUUUUUUUUGUUUUUUAGCCUUUUUCAUGGUGUUAUUUCAAAGCUAAAAGACAAAUACACAAGCAUUUUGAACCAGAUUUAGUCAUUAGCCUGAAGGUGAAAGUCGUUUUAAAAUGUAGUAGUAUAAAACUUCUGCAGCAGUCUAUGGUAUGAAGCAGGUUUUUGCUUUGGGGAGUGGAGAGGGAAGGAGUCAUUGGUGUAGUAUAAUGGUUUUAACUCUGUUUUUCUAUAUAUCUGCUGUUUUUUUGUUUGUUUGUUUGUUUGUUUGUUUUGUUACUCAGAUUCUAAGCUGGGUCCAGCUGAGGUCUGGACAUCCAGGCAGGCUCUGCAGGACCUGUACCAGAAAAUGCUAGUUACUGAUUUGGAGUACGCUUUAGACAAGAAAGUAGAACAGGAUCUCUGGAAUCAUGCCUUUAAGAAUCAGAUCACAACACUACAAGGCCAGGCAAAGAAUCGAGCAAACCCGAAUCGGAGUGAAGUUCAGGCAAACCUAUCUCUGUUCCUAGAGGCAGCUAGUGGCUUCUAUACUCAGUUAUUACAAGAACUGUGUACAGUGUUUAAUGUAGAUUUACCAUGCCGUGUGAAGUCUUCCCAAUUGGGAAUUAUCAGCAAUAAACAGACGCAUACCAGCGCCAUAGUGAAGCCACAGUCUAGCUCCUGUUCCUAUAUCUGCCAGCACUGCCUCGUCCACCUUGGAGACAUUGCUCGAUACAGAAACCAGACCAGCCAGGCAGAGUCCUACUAUAGGCAUGCAGCUCAGCUUGUCCCCUCUAAUGGUCAGCCUUACAAUCAGUUGGCUAUCUUAGCUUCUUCCAAAGGAGACCAUCUGACCACAAUUUUCUACUACUGCAGAAGCAUCGCUGUGAAGUUCCCGUUCCCAGCUGCCUCCACUAAUCUACAAAAAGCACUUUCUAAAGCACUGGAAAGCCGGGAUGAGGUGAAAACCAAAUGGAGUGUUUCUGACUUCAUCAAGGCCUUUAUUAAAUUCCACGGUCAUGUGUACCUGAGUAAGAGCUUGGAAAAGUUGAGCCCACUUCGAGAGAAAUUGGAAGAACAGUUUAAGAGGCUGCUGUUCCAAAAAGCUUUCAACUCUCAGCAGUUAGUUCACGUCACUGUCAUCAACCUGUUUCAACUUCAUCACCUUCGUGACUUUAGCAAUGAAACAGAGCAGCAUAGUUAUAGCCAAGAUGAGCAGCUGUGUUGGACACAGUUGCUGGCCCUCUUUAUGUCUUUUCUUGGCAUCCUGUGCAAGUGUCCUCUCCAGAACAAGUCUCAGGAGGAGUCCUACAAUGCCUAUCCCCUUCCUGCAGUCAAGGUCUCCAUGGACUGGCUGAGACUCAGACCCAGGGUCUUUCAGGAGGCAGUGGUAGAUGAAAGACAGUACAUUUGGCCCUGGCUAAUUUCUCUUCUAAAUAGUUUCCAUCCCCAUGAAGAGGAUCUUUCAAGUACUAAUGCUACACCACUUCCAGAGGAGUUUGAGUUACAAGGAUUCUUGGCUUUGAGACCUUCUUUCAGGAACUUGGAUUUCUCCAAAGGCCACCAGGGUAUUACAGGAGACAAAGAAGGUCAGCAACGACAAAUACGACAGCAGCGCUUGAUCUCUAUAGGCAAAUGGAUUGCUGAUAAUCAGCCAAGGCUGAUUCAGUGUGAAAAUGAGGUAGGGAAAUUGUUGUUUAUCACAGAAAUUCCUGAGUUAAUACUGGAAGACCCCAGUGAAGCCAAAGAGAACCUCAUUCUGCAAGAAACAUCCAUGAUAGAGUCACUGGCUGCGGAUGGGAACCCAGGACUGAAAUCAGUGCUGUCCACGGGCCGUAAUCUAAGCAACAACUGUGACACAGGAGAGAAACCAAUGGUCACCUUCAAAGAGAACAUUAAGCCGCGCGAAGUGAACAGAGACCAAGGAAGAAGUUUUCCUCCCAAAGAGGUGAGAAGGGACUAUAGCAAAGGAAUAACUGUAACUAAGAAUGAUGGAAAGAAGGACAACAACAAGAGGAAAACAGAAACCAAGAAAUGCACCUUAGAAAAGUUACAGGAAACAGGAAAGCAGAAUGUGGCAGUGCAGGUGAAAUCCCAGACAGAACUAAGAAAGACUCCAGUGUCUGAAGCCAGGAAAACACCUGUAACUCAAACCCCAAGUCAAGCAAGUAACUCCCAGUUCAUCCCCAUUCAUCACCCUGGAGCCUUCCCUCCUCUUCCUAGCCGGCCAGGGUUCCCGCCCCCAACAUAUGUUAUUCCCCCUCCUGUGGCAUUUUCUAUGGGCUCAGGUUACACCUUCCCAGCUGGUGUUUCUGUCCCAGGAACCUUUCUUCAGCCUACAGCUCACUCUCCAGCAGGAAACCAGGUGCAAGCUGGGAAACAGUCCCACAUUCCUUACAGCCAGCAACGGCCCUCUGGACCAGGGCCAAUGAACCAGGGACCUCAACAGCCACAGCCACCUUCCCAGCAACCCCUUACAUCUUUACCAGCUCAGCCGACAGCACAGUCCACAAGCCAGUUGCAGGUUCAAGCUCUAGCUCAGCAGCAAUCCCCCACAAAAGCCGUGCCGGCUUUGGGGAAAAGCCCUCCUCACCACUCUGGGUUCCAGCAGUAUCAACAGGCAGAUGCCUCCAAACAGCUGUGGAAUCCCCCUCAGGUUCAAGGCCCAUUAGGGAAAAUCAUGCCUGUGAAACAGCCCUACUACCUUCAGCCCCAAGACCCCAUAAAACUGUUUGAGCCUUCAUUGCAACCUCCUGUAAUGCAGCAGCAGCCUCUAGAGAAAAAAAUGAAGCCUUUUCCCAUGGAGCCAUAUAACCAUAAUCCCUCAGAAGUCAAGGUCCCAGAGUUCUACUGGGAUUCUUCCUACAGCAUGGCUGAUAACAGAGCUGUCAUGGCCCAGCAAGCAAGUGUGGACCGCAGAGGCAAACGGUCACCAGGAGUCUUCCGUCCAGAGCAGGAUCCUGUGCCCAGGAUGCCAUUUGAGGACCCCAAGGGCUCCCCUCUGCUUCCUCCGGACCUGUUAAAGAGUCUGGCUGCCUUGGAGGAAGAGGAAGAGCUGAUUUUUUCUAACCCUCCUGAUCUUUACCCAGCUCUGCUGGGCCCUCUCGCCUCUCUUCCUGGACGGAGCCUCUUUAAAUCCUUGUUGGAGAAGCCCUCGGAGCUCAUGUCACACUCAUCCUCUUUCUUGUCCCUCACCGGAUUCUCUCUCAAUCAGGAAAGAUACCCAAAUAACAGUAUGUUCAAUGAGGUUUAUGGGAAAAACCUGACAACCGGCUCCAAAACAGAACUUAAUCCUUCGCUGGCCCCCCAGGAGACAUCACUGUACUCCCUCUUUGAAGGGACCCCAUGGUCUCCAUCACUUCCUGCCAGUUCAGAUCAUUCAACACCAGCCAGCCAGUCUCCCCAUUCCUCUAACCCAAGCAGCCUGCCGAGCUCCCCUCCAACACAUAACCAUAAUUCUGUUCCAUUCUCCAACUUUGGACCUAUCGGGACUCCAGAUAACAGGGAUAGGAGAACUGCAGAUCGGUGGAAAACUGAUAAGCCAGCCAUGGGUGGGUUCGGCAUUGAUUAUCUCUCAGCAACAUCAGCCUCUGAGAGCAGUUGGCAUCAGGCCAGCACUCCAAGUGGCACCUGGACAGGCCACGGCCCCUCCAUGGAGGAUUCCUCUGCUGUCCUCAUGGAAAGCCUAAAGUCUAUCUGGUCCAGUUCCAUGAUGCAUCCUGGACCUUCCGCUCUGGAGCAGCUGUUAAUGCAGCAGAAACAGAAACAGCAGCGGGGACAAGGCGCCAUGAACCCUCCACACUGAGGCCAGAGUGGCAACCCUGGGAACGAAGGCUCCAUAAACCAUGGCAUGUUGGGUUUGCAGGACUGGCCCGUACAGUCCCCUGCAGGUGGCAGCCCUCUCUUCUGUCUCUUGCUGUCGAGAGGGUGUAAGCGUUCCACCAGCGCGCUGAGUGUGCACGAAAUGUCCGCAGUGCAACAAAAAGAAAAAACCAUCAGGAACUCUCUGUCCCCCCAGGGCCUUCCGGAGGGAGAGAGGAACUGCUGUUUGUCUUCACUCAGUUACCUGAUGUCACCGCCUCUCACCUUCCCCGUCGUGCAUGCCCCCAGCC
Molecule: messenger RNA, 6431 nt
Organism: Panthera uncia (snow leopard)
Lineage: Eukaryota; Metazoa; Chordata; Mammalia; Carnivora; Felidae
Gene: SMG7
Product: SMG7 nonsense mediated mRNA decay factor
Exons: 22
Coding region: 2690-6124 (1144 amino acids)
Biological process (GO): nuclear-transcribed mRNA catabolic process, nonsense-mediated decay
Cellular component (GO): telomerase holoenzyme complex
Molecular function (GO): protein binding; telomerase RNA binding; telomeric repeat DNA binding
Source: RefSeq, a predicted model, not a curated record